Molecule: messenger RNA, 189 nt
Organism: Helobdella robusta
Lineage: Eukaryota; Metazoa; Annelida; Clitellata; Rhynchobdellida; Glossiphoniidae
Exons: 1
Source: RefSeq, a predicted model, not a curated record
AAAAACAAAAUCCAGAGAAACAAAAUGUUUUUGAAACGCUCGCAACAUCCCAACAAAGUACAAGAUAAGAAAAACCGAAACAAAGAAUCAACGGAUUGGAAUAAAAAUAAAAGUAAAAAACGCUCGCAACAUCCCAUCAAAGUACAAGAUAAGAAAAAAACGAAACAAAGAAUCAACGGAUUGGAAUAA